GUUCAGAUCGGAAGCCGGCCCAGGAUGCCAGUGUGUUCGCGACAUGGCAUGGGGUCUUUUUAGUUUGGCGUUUGUCUGCAGGAGAAGACAGCCUUUCCUCCGACCCAUCGAGACAGCGUUUCAUUCUAACUCCAAGGGUGUUUUGGCGAAAAUUGUAGCGUUUGGCAGUGUAAUAACCCCAUUCACUUCCGGAUUCGGUUCUAGUGUUAACGUUCAGGUGUCCAGGCAAAGCAGCAUGUCGUCCAUCGCCAUGUCCCAGAGAAUGGUUUGGGUGGACCUAGAAAUGACAGGUCUGGACAUUGAGAAGGACCAGAUCAUUGAGAUGGCAUGCAUUAUCACAGACUCUAACCUGAACAUUUUGGCUGAGGGUCCCAACUUGAUCAUUAAUCAGCCAAAUGAGCUGCUGGAAGGAAUGUCAGAGUGGUGUAAAGAGCAUCAUGGAAAGUCAGGACUGACGCAGGCUGUACAGGACAGUAAAAUCACCCUGGAACAAGCGGAGUAUGAGUUCCUGUCUUUCGUCAGACAGCACACCCCGCCGGGACAGUGUCCCCUUGCCGGUAACUCUGUGCAUGCAGACAAGAGGUUCCUGGACAAGUACAUGCCACAGUUUAUGUAUCACCUUCACUACAGAAUUAUUGAUGUUAGCACCAUUAAGGAGCUUUGCAGGCGGUGGUUUCCAGAGGAAUACAAAAUGGUGCCUCACAAGAAAGCUGCCCACAGGGCCUUGGGUGACAUCCAGGAGAGCAUUAAAGAGCUGCAAAACUAUAGAGUCAACGUCUUCAAAGCCUCAACAGAGGAGAAGAAGCACAAGAUUGUAGAAAAUGGAGGCAGCUGUAACAAUUAGCACUUUUGACGGAGGCUGUGGAAACUUCAAUGUUGUCUUCCCUUAGUUCUUCAAGAAAGCAGUAUAUUUAUGUGAUUGUUUUCAUUGACUUUAGUUUUCAUUCAUAUAUAGCUGCCCAAUGAUCUUUUUUUUCAGUAUUGCUCAAAGGUAAAUGGUUAAGUUGUAUAAGCAAGAUUCUUAUACAAUUUGAGAAAGCAUCAGGUUUUUAUUAAAUUACAACAUAAAACUGGAAAAUUUGCUAUUCUGAAGCACUUUCUUGAAGAAAGUGAAAACUUUGUUGGCAAUCUAAGUCAAUAAAGUGGUGAAAUCAUCAGGUUUUCAUGAAACUGGAAAAUUUGCUGUUCUGGGGCAGUUUCUUGAAGAAAAGUCAUGUAAACUAUGUUUACUUAUACAUAAUCCACUUUUGAGAUUUUCUUGGCCUGAAAGGUGAAAAAGCAGCCUAAGCAGUAAAGUGGUGAAAGCAUCAGGUAUUGAUGAAAAAAAAAUGAAACUGAAAAAUCUGCUGAUAUGAGGCACAUUCUUAAAGAAAGUCAUGCAAAUCAUUUUUUGUUUCACAAAAUCCACUUUUGAGCUAUUCUCUGCCUGAAAGGUAAGCUAAAAAGGUGAAUAGGCAGCUUCUAGAAGAAAAGUGGUAAGAGCAGAGGUAUGAUUAAAACAACAUAAAAUUGAAAAAUGUGUUAUUCUGAGGCACUCUUUUGUGUGUCUAUUAGUGCAAGUAAUCUCAGAACUAAUAAUUCCAAAAAUAUUUGUUUCAUAAACUACUUUUGGGAAAAAUGGGUUUUUAUCCCACAUCAAAGUAAACCAAAAUGGUUUAUUUUUGUUCUAUUCAACGGACUCUGACAUUGGAUUACUCAAAAAGUACACAGUAAAAGUAGUUCAUAAAAUGUGUGCAAGUAGUGUCAGAAGUACUAUGUUCAAAAAUAAAAGGUUCAUGAACUACAUAUGGAAGAACACUUUGAAGAAAAUGCCUAUUCUUGUUUACUGGAAUUGAUUUUGACAUUGGAUUAUUGAAAAACUACACAGUUAAAGUAAUUCAUAGUAUUUGUGUAAGUAGUCUAAUAAGUAUUUAGUCCAAAAGUAUUAGAUUCAAAUAUCCCGACUCAAAAGUUUGACAAAAAGGCUGAAUCUUGGUCUCUGAAACGGACUUUGACAUUGGAUUAUUCUAAAAGUACACAGUAAAGGUAGUUCAUAGUAUUUGUGCAAGUAUCCAAGAAAUACUUAGUAAAAUUAUGUCAGACUUAAAACUACUUAUUGAAGACAGGUUUAUUAUCCUGCAUCAAAGUAAGAUGAAUAAAGGCUGAAUUUUGGUCUCUGGAA
Messenger RNA from Anoplopoma fimbria (sablefish), 2161 nucleotides. It is a transcript of the gene rexo2, whose product is annotated as small fragment nuclease. Lineage: Eukaryota; Metazoa; Chordata; Actinopteri; Perciformes; Anoplopomatidae. Gene Ontology annotation, molecular function: nucleic acid binding; 3'-5'-RNA exonuclease activity. Gene Ontology annotation, cellular component: mitochondrion. The record is from RefSeq and is a predicted model, not a curated record. Bases 44 to 844 code for a protein of 266 amino acids. The transcript is spliced from 7 exons.